Molecule: messenger RNA, 363 nt
Organism: Fundulus heteroclitus (mummichog)
Lineage: Eukaryota; Metazoa; Chordata; Actinopteri; Cyprinodontiformes; Fundulidae
Product: trace amine-associated receptor 1-like
Exons: 2
Biological process (GO): G protein-coupled receptor signaling pathway
Cellular component (GO): membrane
Molecular function (GO): trace-amine receptor activity
Source: RefSeq, a predicted model, not a curated record
CAUGGCCUGCAUCGCUCUGACUCCGCUCUGUUCCACACAUUGCUGACUCUCGUCUCCCUGCUCACCGUCAUGCUCAACCUGCUGGUCGUCGUCUCCAUCUCCCACUUCAGGCAGCUGCACACCCCCACCAACGCCCUGCUGCUGUCGCUGGCUGUGUCUGACCUGGUGGUGGGGCUGCUGGUGAUGCCCAUCGAGGGGCUGCGCUACCUGGAGACCUGCUGGCUGCUGGGGAGGCUGAUGUGUGCUCUGACUCCGUAUGUGUCUUACUGUAUGAUCUCUGCCUCUCUGGGUCACAUGAGGCAACCUGCAGUACCGAAAGAGAACUGUGAAGAGAUGAUCAUAGGAAGUCGAAGAAGCUCUUAA